Messenger RNA from Notechis scutatus (mainland tiger snake), 697 nucleotides. NCBI's taxonomy places the organism in Eukaryota, Metazoa, Chordata, Lepidosauria, Squamata, Elapidae. The record is from RefSeq and is a predicted model, not a curated record.
GUCUCUGAAGCAUCCUCUUAGGGGUACAAACAGAAGGAGAACGCUGUCGCCUUUCUGCAGGAUCUGCUCAUGUCCUUUAGCGAUGGAGACCAGGACGUCUUCUUUGAACUGUGGGAAGAGCGCAUCCCUUCCUCCAUCCGAGAGCAAGAAGCCGUGGCUCAGAAGCUAGAGUUCUACCUUCACAUCCACUUCGCCAUCUACCUGCUGAAGCACGCCGUGGGGAAGCCGGAUAAAGCAGCUCUGGACAAAAGGAUUGCCUAUUUCAAAACCUACCUGGAGACCAAAGGGGCCGCUUUGAGCCAGACCACGGAAUUCCUGCCUUUUUACGCCCUGCCUUUUGUGCCCAACCCAAUGAUCCACCCGUCUUUCAAAGAGCUUUUCCAGGAUUCUUGGGAAUUUGAUUUAAAAACGAGGCUGGAAGAAUUCCUGUCUGCAACGCUCAAGGCCAGCGACAGCCCGAGGCUUCUGACCUUAUAUAAAGAAAACACGCAGUGCAGCCAAGAAACGUUGCAGCAGCUCCACCAACAGCUGGUAGAAUCCGAACGCAAAACCAUGACCUACCUCAAGCGUUUCAACAAAAUUCAGGCCGAUUAUCACAACCUCAUUGGCGUCACGGCUGAGCUGGUGGAUUCUCUGGAGGCCACUGUGAAUGGCAAGAUGGUAAGGGCAUCCCUGGAGCAGGAACGGGGUGUCUCGG